GACUGGUCGGUCGGCCGGGCUGUGGGUGGGGUCCUCCCACGAGCACCUGAGUGGGGCCUGGAGGCGGGGCUGGGCCCCGGGCGCGAGGCGCGGGGCGCGGGGUGGGACGGCCUCCCCAGGAGUCCACAGGUGAGGCCCAGUCCCUGGGGCCGCCUCCCGGGCGCUGAGGGUGUGGCCGAGCGCCUGCGGGUGAGACCUGGAGCCAGCAUCAGUGGAGCCGAAGGAGACGUGGGCAGCCCAGUGGCUCCAAGAGGACCUAUGGGUCAUGGCAGGGAAGGUGAAGUGGGUCACUGACAUCGAGAAGUCGGUGCUGAUCAACAACUUCGAGAAGAGAGGAUGGGUUCAAGUGACAGAGAGUGAGGACUGGAACUUUUACUGGAUGAGUGUGCAGACCAUCCGGAACGUGUUCAGCGUUGAAACCGGGUAUCGGCUCUCGGAUGAUCAAAUUGUCAACCAUUUCCCCAACCACUAUGAGCUGACCCGGAAGGACCUGAUGGUAAAGAACAUUAAAAGAUACCGAAAGGAGCUGGAGAAAGAAGGGAGUCCACUGGCAGAGAAGGAUGAGAACGGAAAAUACCUCUAUCUAGCACGGGGUCUCUACUUGUCAGACUUUGUCCCAGUCACCUACAUGCUGCCCGCGGACUACAACCUGUUUGUGGAGGAGUUCCGGAAGAGCCCGUCCAGCACCUGGAUCAUGAAGCCGUGCGGCAAAGCCCAGGGCAAGGGCAUCUUCCUCAUCAACAAGCUCUCGCAGAUCAAGAAGUGGUCCCGGGACAGCAAGACGUCCUCGUUUGUGUCGCAAUCUACGAAAGAAGCCUACGUGAUCUCGCUCUAUAUCAACAACCCACUGCUCAUCGGCGGGAGGAAGUUUGACCUGCGCCUGUACGUGCUGGUGUCCACCUACCGUCCGCUGCGCUGUUACAUGUAUAAGCUUGGGUUUUGCCGGUUCUGCACGGUGAAGUACACGCCGAGCACCAGCGAGCUGGACAACAUGUUUGUGCACCUCACCAACGUGGCCAUCCAGAAGCACGGGCCAGUGAUGAACAAUGACAAGCACUGCUUCGAAUGCUAUGGCUACGACAUCAUCAUUGACGAUAAGCUGAAGCCCUGGCUCAUUGAGGUGAAUGCGUCCCCGUCUCUCACCUCCAGCACUGCCAAUGACCGAAUCCUUAAGUACAACCUCAUUAAUGACACCCUCAACAUUGCUGUCCCCAACGGCGAGAUCCCUGACUGCAAGUGGAACAAGGCGCCCCCGAAGGAAGUGCUUGGCAACUACGAAAUUCUAGGAAGAACGACUGAUCCCUCCCUGGACCAUUGAGUUGUCCUCCUCCACUCCUGGGAAGUUGCUGAAGGCUCUGUGGUGGGCACUACCCAUAGGUAAGGACCCCAGCCAAGGCAGUGGGGUGGCACUGAGUGGAGGGGAAGGGCCGGAAUCUGCACAGUGGGACAGAGGCCACACAGGGCCACACACACCUGAGCAUCUGUGCUGCUUUCUGCAGCUUUACAGCCAAGCAGACCUGCAUCUGGCAGGCAGCCAGCCUUGGCAGGGCGGUGUGUGUGUAACUCAGGCAGACCCAUCGUGGCCCUUCCUCUUCCAGCUGGAUUUCUGGGGUGUACGGAUAGAGUCGAGUCUGCCUGGGCUCAGUGGAGCAUUUUUCCUUUUCCUUUGUUUUUUUCUGAAACAGUCUUCCUGUGUAUUCCAGGCUGGCCUUGAACACACAACGAUCCUCCUGCCUUAGCCUCCCCAGUGCUGGGAUUACAGGCGCAUGCUGUCACACCCGGUUUGAAGAGCAUUUUUUAGGAGUGUUACAGUGUAGCUGGAACUUUAGAAGGGACCCUGGAAGUGGCAGAUACAAAAUGCUGGCCUUCUGUGACACCCAGGGCUGGGGACGAUCUGGGGUGGCAGUGCUAGUGUGACCUGGGCAUGUGAACUCACACUGCCAGCUUCCCAUUCCUGUUGAGGUGCUCUGGGGGCUGCUAUGAGCCCUGGGGGAGACAGCCCUGGGGGACAGGGGAGCACCCCACAUCUGCCAUAUCCCAGCUCCCAGUUGGGGGUGAUGGGAAGUCACCAUGGAGAGAGGUGGCCGUGUUCUCUGGAACUGCUCCAGGUGUGGGUGACACCCCGCCUCCCUCAGGGACCUCAGGACCUGAGCCCACCACAGCAGAAGGGUAGGGAAGGCCGGGACCUGCCCAGGGCUGUAACCACCAGCCAGAGCCACCAGGCUCCAGGCAGGGAGAAGUGUGCAGUCCUGGGCCCCUCCUGGCAGGUUGCUGACAGCUCGUUCCUGUCUGAGAUGGGUUAGGUGCUCCCAGAGGGCUGUCCCAUGUUCCCUUUUCGAUCCCUGCUGCAUGCCGGCUGGUGGCCUGUUACAAUGUCGCCUGGGAGAGGGCUCCACAAUAGCAUCGUAAUCACAUAGCACUCAAUCUCGGUGGCCUUGGGCAUCUCCUGAGCUGUUGAAGCCACCUGAGCAGCUGGCCUGUAGCUGCAGUGGGUGGGGACAGGACCCUGGGCUGGGCCAGGCUGCUUCUUGGUGACAUCUUUGGUGCUGCCUCCCAGCGAGAGCUCCUGCUGACCCUGGAGACCUCUGU
Molecule: messenger RNA, 2589 nt
Organism: Heterocephalus glaber (naked mole-rat)
Lineage: Eukaryota; Metazoa; Chordata; Mammalia; Rodentia; Bathyergidae
Source: RefSeq, a predicted model, not a curated record